AUGAUUGAGCGAAUGCCUUUCAAGCCAAACGGAGGAACUUUGCUUAGUUCUUGUAGAGUUCACAAUAAGGCGAGUAUGGAUGGUGAUCACUUCUCAAGUAGUCAAGGAAUCACUGAGGCCUCGGAAAGUACAAAUAUUGGUAGCCUAGAGAAGUGGGAUGGUUUCAUUAAGGAAGGAAAAGUGAAAGAAGCUAUGGAAGUUUUAGGCGUGUUAGAAAAGCAAUGUAUUCCAGUUGAUUUGCCGGGACUGCUAAAGCUAAUGCAGGCGUGUGGGGAAGCCAAAGGUUUAGAAGAAGCAAAAGCUGUGCAUGAACACAUUGUAAGAGCAACGAACCCUCUUAAAGUCAGCACCUACAACAAGAUCUUAAAAACAUAUUCACAAUGUGGCUCUAUGGAUGAUGCGUUUAAUGUCUUUAAUAAUAUGGAGCAACACAAUUUGACAUCUUGGGACACCAUGAUAACAGGCCUUGCAAAGAAUGGUGUAGGGGAGGAUGUCGUCCAUUGCUUCUCUCGAUUCAAGCGAACAGGACUAAAACCGGAAGGUCAGAUGUUCAUCGGGGUUUUCUUUGCCUGUAGUGGUUUGGGGGAUUGAGAUGAGGGAAUGUUGCACUUUGAAUCAAUGAUCAAUUACUAUGAGAUUAUUCCGUCCAUGAAGCAUUAUGUGAGUAUAGCUAACAUGUUGGGAAGCAUAGGGUAUUUAGAUGAAGCAUUGGAAUUCAUUGAAAAGAUGCCAAUGGAGGCAAGUGUUGAUGUUUGGGAGACAUUGAUGAAUGUUUGCAGAAUUCAUGGGAAUUUGGAGCUUGGUGACCGAUGUGUUGAGCUUGUUGAGCAACUAGAUCCCUCACGUUUGAAUGAGAAGACAAAGUUAGGCCUUGUACCUGUUAAAGCAUCGGAUACUGUGAAAGAGAAAAAAAAAAAGGAGAGAAAGUACCAUGACUUUCAAACAGGAGAUACAUCUCAUCCAGAGAGUGAUAAGAUAUAUGCUCUUAUUAGAGGUUUGAAGGCUCAAAUGAAAGAGGCUGGUUACAUUCCGGAGACAAAAUUUGUGCUACACGACAUAGUCCAAGAAGGUAAGGAGGAAGCUCUUCUUGCUCAAAGUGAGAUACUCAUUGUAUCGCAAGGUCUCCUCUGCAGCCAUGCCCGUGCUCCCAUUCGGAUAGUAACGGACUUUCAUAUUUGUGGUGAUUAUGCUGCAGUGAAAAUCAUCUUGAAAAUUUUUGGUAGAGAACUCAUUAUACAGGCUGAGGAGAGAUUCCACCAUUUUAAAGAUGGAUUGUGCUCCUGUCGGGACUAUUGGUGACCACAUUUGAGUCUAAGGUACUCAGUUAGCACUGUUUGAGUUGGUAGCACAUCCAAGAGGCCAGAGACCAAUUGAGGAAUUUUGUGAGGAAAGAUUUUGUUCCUUGUGUUCAUACACCAUGUCCAAUUAAAUAGAAUUUUUUAUGCAUUUAAUCAGAAGAAUAGGAAAGGUUCCCAAGAUGCAUUUAAUCAGAAGAAUAGGAAAGGUUCC
Pistacia vera is the source of this 1509-nucleotide messenger RNA. RefSeq names its product pentatricopeptide repeat-containing protein At4g32450, mitochondrial-like. Gene Ontology annotation, molecular function: RNA binding; protein binding; zinc ion binding. Gene Ontology annotation, biological process: RNA modification. Lineage: Eukaryota; Viridiplantae; Streptophyta; Magnoliopsida; Sapindales; Anacardiaceae. The record is from RefSeq and is a predicted model, not a curated record.